Molecule: messenger RNA, 9312 nt
Organism: Callithrix jacchus (white-tufted-ear marmoset)
Lineage: Eukaryota; Metazoa; Chordata; Mammalia; Primates; Cebidae
Gene: C16H8orf90
Product: chromosome 16 C8orf90 homolog
Source: RefSeq, a predicted model, not a curated record
GGCCUCCCCUACCUCCCACAUGCUCACCUUCCUAAGUCUGAGGCUGGCACUGACCUAUGAAUCUCAGCAGAGGGAGCUGGAGCCUGAGCUGCUCAGAGGGUGUGGCCCUGAGGGGCAGGGCCCUGGACAUGGGACCAUGUGCAGCCUGAGGUCCUUGCCAGGACACAUGGGAGCAUAUCCAAACAAGUGACUUCUGAUGGGGGUUCCAGCCAGGUCUGAGAGGCUGUAAGGUGCAGAGCAGGCCAGGUGGGCUUCCUGGAGGAGGUGGUGUGAGCUAGAACCUGAAGGGGGAGCAUGAGUUGCUCCAGGGGCAUUGACUGCUUGAUCACAUACAUCUGAGUCUGCGGCUGGAGUUUUCUUUUUGGGAAGCCAGGCCUCAGCUCAGGCCCUGGGAGCACUUACCCUUCUUUCCCUGAGGCCAUCUCUGGCUACCAAGCUGCCUGCAGACCACCCCUGCUGGGGACACAGCAGGCCACACCUGUUCAUGGGCAGGCGGGGUAGGUCUGAGGCCAUCCCCGGUAAAACCAUGCUGGGAUGUGUCUUCCUAGGCUUGGUUCCCUUCUCUGUCUCAUGACCCCACCCCCACCAGCGCUUGAUCCCACUUAGGGGGAACUGAAACCUGCAUGAGCUCUCUGUGGCGGGGGCCAGGUCUGACCCGCUUCACAGGGUCUUCUGGAGUGCUGAAGGAUGGGACUGCUGAGCUGGGCUCUGAGGGUCUCGGGAAUGCCUUGUGGGAGCCCUGUGGUCUGAAGGGACAGGCUAGCCUGAGGCUGGAUCAAGGCUUCAGCUGCCCUGAGAGCACUCAUAGGCUGCAGCUGUGGACACCAGACUGACCCGAGGUGAGUCAGGAGGAAGAGUGCUGGUGGGGACAGGCCGGCGGUCUCUGGCUGCCAGGUUCUCAUGGUCCCUGAGCAGUGCAGGUGAGCAGCUGUGACUAGGGAUUGACCUUAGAGGGUUGCUGGGUGCAAUGGGAAGGGUUAAGGAUGGGAGGCUGGCCCAGAGGAUGCCCCUGCAGGGACCAGGUGAGAAGCAGGGUGCUGGGUGAGGGUUGCAGGGAUGCCAUGGAGAGGCCAGUGCACAAGAGGCCACCGAGCCCACAGGUCCCCACUCAGCCUCCCCCGCAACCCUAGCCUGCUCCUGAGAGGAGGCCCUUUAAAUGCAAGGUUCUGGCCUCCCUCGGAGGCCCCUCCCCGUUUCCUGGGCAGCCAAGGUAAACAGAAGCUUGCACCCAGGCUGCUGGCAUGGCUUCCCUUGUCCUGGGGCCCCCCAGCCCGGCAGGUCUGACCCCGCCUUCUGUAGCCACUCCAGGCCCCGCGGCGCCCCCGGAGCCCGCCUUCCCAGACAUCUACAGCGGGGACGCGCAGCUCUGGGAGGCGCACUUCCGCGGCAUCCGGCACGCCUACCGCGCGCUGGGCAAGCAGGACGACUUCUCCAUCCGCGUGCUCACCGAGGACUUCACGCUACCCUUCCCGUUCGCCUGGCCGCCCGGGCCCGACCCCGCCCGCGGGCCGCUCUUCUACGACCCCCGCGACCGCUCGGGCUUUGACUUCCUGCUGCGCGGCCCGGGCGCGUCGCCUCCAGCGCUGCUGCGGCCCCUGCACGCCACGGCACAGGCUGCCCUGCGUAAGCGGCGCCUGGAGCAGCUGGCCCUGAGCUAUGUCCGCGCGCGCGGGCCCCGGGCCAGGCCUCGUCCUGCUGCCGCCCGGCCCCGCAGCCGCCGCCUUCCCGGGGUCCGAGGCCAGCGCGCCCCACGACGGCACCCCCAGACUGACCCAGGCCCCGCUGCUGCCCCGAGAAUGCACAGAAUAAAUAGUUAUCCGCUCUCCCGAGCUCGAGCUCGGCCCGUUGCUGCGCACACCCAGGCAGGCCUGACCGGCUGGGCCUGGCGGGGACUGGGAAGCCGUGUGGGUCCGAAGGCGCAGUGAGCAUGUGUUCGCAAUGGGAACCGCGAGGGAGGCAGGCCCUGGUCAGAGGGAAGAGGACCUGUAAGCUGGGUGGGGGUCCGGGCUCCAUCCUGAGUGCCACGCCCUGGGAUCUUCCCCACGGCUCUGCAGUGGGGACUAGCGUCCCCAUCCCAAAGACCGGCAGACCAAGGCCCUACGCCUCCAGGGAACAGCUUGGAUUUAGUUCCCUAUGUGCAGACUGCAAGUCCAGCAGCUUUCCAGUUUCCCAGGAUAGAGGAACAGCAGGAUGGGGAGGCGGCCGGGAGAAGGGGUGAGGCUGCAGAGCACAGGAAGAGAAAAGAAAGAAGUGGAGAGCAUGUGUGGGGCCGUGGGAGGCCAAGGAGCGGGUGCCACGAGGCACCAUCCCUUCACUUGCAGCCUCCUCGUUCCCUGCCCCUGGGGAGGGGCUGCCUGCUGCUUCCCCCAUGUGGGGCUGAGAGAGUUUGCUCAGCCCAGCGAGGCCAGCAGUGACCUGGCCUCUGCCCUGGGCCACCUCCUUCUGCAGUUGACAGACUCCUGCCAGAGACCUGGCUCUGCUGUGGGCCGGCUGGUGGUAAGGACAAAUGACUAAGACCCGGCUGGCUGCCGCCUCCUCCUCCCCCUCCCCCCCAUAGAACACCAAGCAGGGAGGCCCAGUGGCCUUCAGGAAGGUGCCCUGGCUCGUGCUUGGGAGCUUGGAACUCAGGUGUGCAGGGGAGACCACGUCCUUGCUCAAGUGCAGGUGGAAUCCGGGUGUUUUUUUUCUUUUAUUCCUAAUCCAGGAGUGGUUUAACACAUCCCAGUCAUGGGGACAAAAGGUUUUUCCAAACCCUGGCUUGAUUUUGCUAGUUGUGAGAAGGGUCACUUAUCUCUGGAGGAGAAGGAAGCCUUGGUCUGGGAAGAGGUGUCUUCAGCCUCCCCUCCUCUGCUGCCACCGACCUCAACUGAGAUGCCAGCCCCUACUCCAGGCUCCUCCCACCCAGGGCCUUGUUUCUUCAGUUUUACAGAUACACAGUUACAUUGCAAUAAUGACCAUGCACUUGAAUCCGGAUGGGGCAACUGUGACAAUGACAUUAGGUACUAUGUAUCCUAUAUUACAAUGACAUUAAGUACUAUGCAUCCUAUAUUAUAUAUGAAUUGGGGUCCCCAGAAGCAGUCCCUGAACAUGGAUUCGGGUGCAAGUGGUUAUUUGGGAUGUGGUCCUUGGAAACACAGGAAGGGAGUGAGGAUGCCAGACAGGCAGGGAAGGAGGCCAGGAAGGGUGUGAUGGGAGCAGGUUACCCCUGAGGGUGUGGAGGUCAGUCCCAUGGGGGCCCCCAGGAGACAGCUCAAUGCAUACCCAGAACCGCCCCGCCCAGGGACAGUGGGGCCAAGCACUAACCUCCUCGUCAUCACUGGCAGUCUGGCUUGCCCAUGGGGCUACGCAUCCACAUCCCCUGAAAACAGCAACUCACAGUGACCACUGAGAAAUGUUGAUAACAAUUUGACAGAGUAAUUUUAUGACUGCAGAGUGACAAGAUCAAUGUGGGGUUUGUACUUUGUGCUUUUUUAAACUACAUUUUUCUAGAAAUUUAUUUUUAAAGUAGUUUACAACAGUUUGGGGCUGGGACAGAUUGGAAACAAAAACCUUGGUCCUUCACCAACGCUAGUGUGAGAAAGUUGGUCUGGGAACCCAGACCCAAGGCCAGCAAUCGAGCCGGAAAAAACACGGUGAAGCAGUACAGUAAGUGCUGUGAAAAAGAUGAAUGACUGACUGUACCUCACAUAGGGUGGCCAGAGGGGCGAUUCACCCUGAAGAACCUGGUGUUGAAGCUGAGAAUGAGAGGAUGAGGAGCAGCCAGUUUUGUGGAUGCUGGGGGAGGACAUUCCAGGCCGAGGGGACCAUGUGGGCAAAGGCUGGGGAAUCAAACAGAGCUUGGAGGGUCGAAGAAUGGGAACCAGGGCUGUUUGAGGCUGGAGCAGAUAGAGCAGUAUGUCAUUUGAAGCUCUGACUGGCUUAAACCACAAAAGGGACUGGGUGGUUCAUGUAAUUGGAACACUCAGAAAUAAGAUGAACUUCAGGGAAGGUUUGAUCCAGGGGCUCAGUGUUGUCAUGGAGGCCCUAGUCUUCUGUGAUGCCAGUUCUGCCCUCAGACUGGCGUCCUCAUUAGUGGCAAUGUGGUACAGGCAGCUCCUGAUGACACAGCCUGCCUGGCCACUGAGAAGGCCAGAGGCCACCGGCUUCCAUAAGCUGUCUCAGAAGAUGAGCUGCUGUCUCAUGUCCUAGAAAGCCCUGGAAGCCUCCUCAAAUGACCUGUUGGUCCAGUUGGGUCAUGUGCCCAAUCCUGAACCAUCCUUGUGGCCCAGGGAGUACCAUGCCUUGACUGGCUUAGGCCUUUGUUGCCUGAGUCUGUGCAAUGUCACCUGUGCAGGGUGACGUUGGCUGGAUUAUGACAAUAAGAUCCAGAACACUGUGUGGCCCACAGUGGGGGAGCUGACCGUGUCUAGCACAGCCAAGUGGCAUGAGCCUGGGAUUUGCUCCCAGGGCUGACUUCUGCUCAAUCCCUGCCCGCCUUCCAGUUAGACAUGCUGCUCCCAUAGAAAAGCAUGAUCAGAAAUGGCCCCAGGCUGGAGUCUCUGUCUCUUGUGUAAAGCAGCGUCGAUAAUCUGUUUUUUCAGCACGUGUUCUGUGCUGUGCCCGGUGCAGAGGCUGGGUAUUCACGGAGGGAAGAUGCUUCCUGCUUCCAGGAGCUGGCAGAUGGAGGGCUGGGAGGGUAUGACAAGACACUUCCCGCAUUGCUCCUUGGAUGAGAGCCUGGGUAAUGCCUCCUGGGACUCAGUUUCCCUGCUCCCCUCCAUCACAGAGAGAGCGAGCCAGAUACCCCUCACAUUGCCCUUUUUGCUAUGGCUGCUGGGAUGCUCAAAGCACAUUUGUGCCCCGUUGUUCAGACUUUCCUAAACAUGCCAUUUUGGGGAGAUUGCCCUUUCACUCUGGCUUUGUGGUCCCCUCCAGCUGCCUGGCUUUCCACAUGUGGACAUAUCAUGGCGAUUUCCUUGGGAGCCAGCUGCUGUGAGCACAGGCUCUGCGAGAUGACAGAACUUGGCUUCGAUUCCAGCCUGGCACAGAGAAAGCCCCACAGAGAGAGGGCGGCUGUUUCCCCGUGAUGGGCCAUGCUCCCUGCCCCACAUGGAGUCUGGCACAGACACCUUCCCCGGGGCUAAGGGGGCCAUGGGCUUCUCCCCAGCAUCAGCUGGCCCUUGUGUUUAGAGAGCUCUGGAGUCAGAAGCACACAGGUUCUCUCUUGGCAGCUGUGUAGCUUUGGACAAGACUCUGGACAUCUCUGAGGUACCAUGUCCUCACCUGUAAGACGGGAGUCAGAAGCAGGUCUGGUGUGUGGCCAUGAUGAGCUGGUGUGACCAGACGGGCACCUGCCCAUGCCAUGCUCUGUAAACGUGGCUAUUACUUGUCCCCUUGUCUUAACCUGGGCUGGCUAUCCCCCUCUGCCCAGAGAACAGAGCUGCCCUGCAGGGUGCCUCUUAUCCUCCCUGGAGUCAGGGUUGCCUGCUGUCUCUUCAGCUCAGCCCAGAGCACACCAGCCUUGACAGGGAGCUGGAGUUGCCAAGGGCACAGCAGCCCGCAAGUCAUGGUGUUGGACCUUUUUCCACUCCCUGGAAGGCCUUGCUCCAAGAACCGUGACCAAGCGCAGGAGUCGCUCAGUCAGUAUUUUCUGAAUAUGCCAACGUGCCUGGGAUAGAAGCUUGCUGAAUGGAGGGGUUGGGCCAUCCUGGGGUCCCGCCCAUUCUGCGCACAGGUGGAGCCCCAGAGGGAGGGCAGGAGUCUGGGGUGUUGGCUGGAAUUGAGAGGCCAGGUGCUUUCCACCUCCCCAGUUGCCCUCAGAGACUGUGUGCCCUUCGAUAUUCAAAGGAGACAGGUUCCCCCUUUGAUUCCGGGGCCGCUGGAGACGGGUUGGGCACCCCCCCCUCCCUGCCCCUGCUCUGGUUUCCUGGGAAUCGACUCUGAGGUGCAGCGAGGAUGUUUAAUUAAUUGCAAUUACAAUCUUCAAAGGAAGCCCAGAGUUUGAAAGUUGUUCCUAAUUACUGAGUUAUGAUGUUGGCCAGCUCCUCAAAUUGAUUGUGUGAGAAUUUCCGAUGGAGGAUUAACUGAGUUGCUGUGAGGACCUACUCUGUGUCUCUCCCCUUUAGAUGUUCAGCCUCGGCAAAGGCGUGAGGGGCUGACAUGACAAUGAGGGCUGGGAGCCGGGAGGCAGCUGCCUGGAUGAAGACCUCAAUGCCAAGGCCGGGGCCGCGGGCUCGGUGUGAUGGCCCGUGCAGUUCAUCGUGCACUUUCUGUGCUGGCUUCUGGCACUUCACAGGGCACGCUGCUCUUCCUGACCCCUGUGUGUGGGAGGUCAGCAGGUGACCAGUGCUGGCCGAUGAGUUGUAGGCACAAUGAUCUGUCACUUCACUUCUGGGCUGAAGCCUUUAUGGCCAGCGUGAGACCCUCUGAGCCCUCUUUCUGUCUGCCACUGGUUGUGCUCCAGACACUGGCUCCUGCACAACCUGAGUCCUGGGCUGGCCCAAGGCAAGGGACCUGCUGUGUGGGUGAGAGGCAAGCCGUUGUGGCUUCAGCCCCUGAGAGUUUAGGAAGGCUUUCUCACAGGGUAAUCUAGCCUCUCCUGAGCAGCGGAGGAUCCAGCAGGCAGGACCGGCUGUGUAACGUGCAGGCCCAGUGUGAAAUGCAAUGCAAGGCCAUUGUGGAAAAACGAGUAAGAUUUGGCUUGGCAGUGGCUGUGCAUCAAAGCUGGCUGGGCCCUUCUGAGCACGGACCCUCUGUGCCCACUUAGGUUGCCACCUGCCCCGUCAACUCUGCUGCAAACCCAGGUGUCUUUUGGAGUCUGCAGGUGUGGAUGUGUGGCUUUGGCUGAGUGGCCAGUUUCCUCAUCUGUGCCUCAGUUUCCUCAUCUGCCUACAAGGAAGCUUCCUCUUUUAGCACGUGAUUACCUGCUGCAUUUCAGACACUGGUCUCUGGCCCGGGACCUAGCAGGAGCCCUGGCCCUCCCAAAGAUGGAGCACAGGGUAUGAGGGAGUACAUGCCAUCUUAGCAAGAAAAGUGCUUCCAAGGGCAUCAAGCUGGCCUGAGGGUGGGGGUGGGGGCAUCCUUUCCCGGAGGCCUUCCUGAGCAGAAGCCCCAGGGAAAGGAGGACUCUGUGGAGACAGAGACAGCUGCUGACGGGGAGCCCAGGAGGAGGGAACACACAUGCAGGUAUCUGGAGGCCAGAGGGAGGCCUGAGCCCCCAGCCCAUGAUGGCAGAAUUGGAGAACUUGGCGGCUCCAAGGCCCAGGCCUGAUGGAGGGAACUUGGACUUGUCCCUUGGGUGGGUCUGGAGCCAAGAAGUGCCAUGAUCUCAUUCAUCAAUUAGAACAAGCAUUCCCAAGGGGGUGGCAUCAGUCCCAAGGGGAGUGUUUGGUUUUUGGGGCGUGAAGAAAUCUUACUCUUUAUGUAGAGAGCCCAGAUACUCACACGGCACAUAAACAGAUGUGUAAUUGUCUGUGGUUUGAAAAUUCCAUGGGGGGCGCAAAUUAAAAUAAGUCUAUAAAGGUUCCUCAGGUUAGAGGGCAGUGGUAAGGAAAGUAAGUCUGAGACACGCUGCUUCACUGCCGCGGGCCGGAUGGUUUGGGGCAGAGGUGGGAGGUGCUCAGGGCCGUGCUGAGGAGUGCUGCGGGCUCUCUUGCUGGGUGGGGUUGGUGGUGUCAGAGGCCGUGGAGAUUCAGGGGUCCUCUGGCAAUGGAGCCAGUAGGGAUUCCUGAAGGGCAGACGCAAACUCAGAGAGAGGGUCAGGCUGGCAAGGCUGGGGCUGGGGCGGUGGGAGGGGAGGGGUUUCUGUGCACUGAGAUGGGGGUGCUGGGGGCUGUCUGGGGAGUCCCAGGUGUCCAGGGGCAGGUGGUGGGCUCAGCACAUAAAUUCGGCGGGCAAACGGCACUCGGGGACACAGGCUGGGAGAGGAUGGAGGACCUGCCUGUGGGUGGCUGAGGUGCUUGAAGUGCCCCUGGGGAGGUGCACCUGGGGCCCCUGCUUGUUGCAGGCCCUUGGGCUUCUAAUCUGCGAAAUGGGCCGGCUGCCUCUUGGCCUAGUGUGGGUUCCUGUCGCUGGGGUGGGGCUGUCCUUGGCAGAAGUUGCUGGGCCCAUUUCAGGCCUGAGGGCUGGGCUGUUGCCGGGUGGGUGAUGAGUGCCCUGUAGCACUUGAUUACCGAGCCCUACCCAGCCCUGAAAUGCAAUCAAGAAGGGGUUCCUGACAGCCAGGGCACCCUGUCUUCUCCCUGAGCCCAGGAGGAAUAUCAGGGACAGGUGGAGGCCCGGGAUGGGCAGCUUCCAGCAGGCCCUGUUGUGUGCCACUGAGGACUGUGGGAGUAUGGAGGCUUUCAGGGCAUUCUGACAUUCAGGCGCCCUCUGGGUCCCGUAUGGGCCCCAUGAGAGGUGGAUAGAUUAGCUGGCUCCAGGGUGAUGGUGUGUCAGGGGCAGACAUGAGAGCACCCCAGCCCCAGAUCUGGUGGAGCCCAUCAUCCCCCCAUUUCACAGUUGGAAAAACUAAGGCACACAGCAAUGGCAGGCAGAGAGUGACACUGCAGGUUUCUGGUUCCAAUGUCCAUGCUGCUAAUGACUGCCCUGUGGCCUGGCAGAAUCCCUCAACUUCUCAUCUGUGGAAUGGGGUGACGGGCACCACCUCAGAAGAUCACUGCAGAUUACAGAAGACAUGCACGUGUCCGUGUCAGCCCAGGGCCCGGUUCCCCAGCCGUCAGGGCUCGGGUCUGAUCCCCACGGUGCCUGUGUCCAUGACUGUGGGGCCACCCUGGGGCGGGCCUCAGCACUCUGACGCCAGCCCUCCCCUUGAUCAUUGGCCACCCUGUGCCCCCUGCCCAGUCCCAGGCCAAGGCUUUGGAAAACAUCCCGGAAAACUCCUGGCUCCUUCAUUCCAGUGUUUGUUCCAAACCCAUGAAUGUGCGGUUGUCACCCGCCCCCACCACGGAACUUCCUCCACUCUGCCGCGGCUUCUACAUUAAUCACAGCUAAGUGCUAGCAGGAGUCGUUUUUGUCGAGAGCCAUUAUUCCUGGGAAUAAAGAGACAUAAAAGACGGUUCCUUUUUGGAAGCCCAGUGUCGCCUGGGGAGGAACAAUGCCAGACCCGGAAGAGGUCCCUGGCCGGCUCCAGCCCACUUCAGCGACUCCAAAAUGCAUGUGACAAACUUGAGGCCCCGGGCCUUUGCUGCGUGCUCAGCGAGUUGAGCCCAUCCGUAAUGUUCACGCGCUUCUCUGAUGUUGCUGUGAGUUUCCUUGAAACCAAGAGGUUUUUUUCUUUUUCCGUUUUUUGGCAGCAAUAGCUGGGAAGAAGUUGACACUUUCUAAAAACUGCCA